Messenger RNA from Penicillium alfredii, 3576 nucleotides. RefSeq lists its product as uncharacterized. The transcript is spliced from 5 exons. NCBI's taxonomy places the organism in Eukaryota, Fungi, Ascomycota, Eurotiomycetes, Eurotiales, Aspergillaceae. Bases 1 to 3576 code for a protein of 1191 amino acids. The record is from RefSeq and is a predicted model, not a curated record.
AUGGCAACUCGAGAGCCUGCUACCCCGACGCCAGCUACCAACGGCGAGGCCCAUGCGCGGGGCCCCAGCACAUCCACCGGGACAGCCGAUGCAUCUGGGCCUACUGUGAAUCGCAAGAAGCAAAAACGUCGACAGAAACAGGCUGCUCGUCUCGCCGCGCAACACCCCGAUCCCCGCACCCCCGGAGAUGCGGAGCUACCCAUGACUGAUGAUCAGCACUCCCACGAUGGAAGUCAGGAAUUCGAUGACACCGAAUCGCACCCCAUGGCUACCAGUACCGAUUAUGCAAAUGGCAAAUCAGUGGGGGCACAUCACCACCUCCACCAACCGAUAAUGACCGAUUUGGAUGGGACUGCCGCGGGCGGGAAAUCCAAGAAGAAGAAAAAUAAGAAAGGUCGUUCUGGUUCUCACACCAUUGCCGAUGGAAGCUCAACUCCCCUCUCGACUCCCUCCGCUACUUUCUCCCACCCUCCGCCACCCCCACCGACCUUGCCAUAUGUCAGCCGGUACCCAGUCCGACCUACCAAGGAGGGCGGGAUCUGGAACCAGUCAUCACUUGAGGAACGCGAGAACAUUAGGACGUUCUGGUUUGAACUGGGCGAAGAGGAACGGCGACAACUGGUCAAGGUGGAGAAGGAUGCAGUGCUCAAGAAGAUGAAAGAGCAGCAAAAGCAUUCUUGCAGCUGCACAGUCUGUGGCCGAAAACGUACCGCCAUCGAGGAGGAACUGGAGGUUCUGUACGACGCAUACUACGAAGAGCUCGAGCAGUACGCGAACAACAACCAAGGCUCCUUCGACGAAGGGGCACCCAUCAUCCCUCCCCCGCGAUUGUAUCAGCCCCCUCUCCGAUCACCUGGUCAGCAUACUCGCACCCACGGCCAGUUCCACCCGUCUCGAGGUCGAGUUCAGGAGCUUCCCGAGGAUGAGGAUGACUUGGAAGAAGAAUACGACGAGGAGGAAGAAGAGGAGGAGGAGGAAGAGGAAGAAGAGGACGAUGAACUGUACAGUGAAGACGAGCUCGAAGAUGAAGAAGCCCGCGCUGCGCGUGCCGAUUUCUUUGCUUUCGGAAACAGCUUGACCGUUAAAGAUGGUAUUCUUACUGUUGCAGACGAUCUUCUCAAAAAUGACGGAAAACACUUCAUCGAUAUGAUGGAGCAGUUGGCCGAGCGCCGAAUGCAACGGGAAGAAGACACCCAGUACGGCAUAGCUGCUGCCCACCAAUCCUUCCAUGGAGGUCAUAACCACGGUCCUCUCGACGAUGAGGAGUACGAUGACGAAGAAGAAGAGGAGGAAGAUGAAGAAGACUAUGACAGUCAGGAAGAAGAAGAGUUCGAUGAGGACGAAAUGGAUGCUAUGACCGAGGAACAGCGCAUGCAAGAAGGGCGGCGAAUGUUCCAGAUCUUUGCUGCCCGGAUGUUUGAGCAACGGGUUAUGACAGCAUAUCGAGAAAAGGUCGCCGAACAGCGCCAGAAACAACUCCUCGAGGAACUGAUGGAAGAAGAGACACGAAAUGAGCAGCGCAAUGCCAAGAAGGCCCGCGAGGCGCAAAAGCGAAAGGACAAGAAGCGGCUUCAAAAGCAGGCCAAGGAGGAAGAAAAAGCUCGUCGGGAAGCCGAGAAGGCGGCCGAGGAGGCUGCGGCAAAAGCCGUGCAGGAGAAGAAGCUUGAGGAACAGCGCUUAAAGCGUGAAGAGCAACGGAAGAAGCGCGAAGCCGAACGGAAGGCCCAGGAAGAGGAGCGCGUGCGCAAGGAAGCCGAGAAGCAGCGACGACUGAAGGAAGAAAGGGAGCGACAAGCCGAGGCUGAGCGCAAACAACGUGAGCAACGGGAAGAGAAGAAGCGACGCGAGGAAGCCAAGCACAAGGAAAAGGAGGAGCGCGAAGCCCGAGAACAGAAGGCCAAGGAGGAGCGAGAGCGCAAGCUGCGCGAGGAGCAAGCGAAGAAGGACCGAGAGGCGGCAGUCAAGGCCGAACAGGAAGCCAAGGAGCGUGGUGGGAAGCGCGAAGCUCCCUCUCAACCGAAAUACCCACCCCCACACCCAGGGCCAGUUCCUAUUCCGCCAAACCUGCAGUCCCACGCCCCUUCGGGUCCCUUGCAAUCUCCGCGUUACUCGGUGGCUAGUCCCAUCGCCCAUAAAGUGUCAACUCCUGCCAGAACACGACAGCCGUCCCAGCAGGGCUCAUACAGUUCGUCUCCACACUCGCAGCCUGCAAGCGCCGAUCUGUCCCAUCCCACGUCUAUCUCGCCGCGCUCAAUGGGGCAGUCGGGGGCGUCGACCAUUGGGAGCAGACAAAGCUACCAGCAGCCGCCCCCAUUACAUCACCCUCAGCCUUCAGCACCACUGUCACCUUUAAGUCGGACAAACCCUCCUGGAUUCUCGGGACUGGGUGGCUUGCCGUCCAACCCUCCAGGUCUACCCGGCAUGGGUCAACGACCGUCUCUUCCACCCGAGUUGCAAAUGUACUCGCCGAACUCUGGAAUGAUGAAUCACUUGCGGGGAUUUAAUGGACCUGGCGGUAUCCCUGCACCGCCUGGCAUUAACGGCGUGCGUCCGAUGCCACCGGGCCGGGGAUUCCCGCCUGACCCUGGACAUGGCCUGCCGUUCUCCGGACAUCAUGGGGCGACUGGCGCAUUCCCGAUGCAACAGGCAGGUCUACCAAAAGCUCAUUCACGACAACCGUCUAGUUCUUUUGAUCGCUCCCCGCUUGAACAUGGUUCCCAGCCAUUCCCGAUCACCCGACCCAGCCCUAUUCAUCGCCCGUCAAGCACUUCGCAGGACCAGCAGGUCAAUGGUCAAGGUCCGUCACAGCGAGAUGUGGAUGACUUGAGCUCUCAUCUAGGGAGCAGCGCGCUUCUUGAUGAUACCGAUGCUCCAUAUUCAUCUAAGCUGUCUCAAUCAUUGCCCGGUGCCACGGCUCCUGGAUCCUUCCCGGGGCCAGCGAGAGCUAGUUUCCAGGGGUCAUCACUGUUCACGGAGCCUCUAGGAACCAAGCAAAACAACUUUGCGGUUGGCUCUGGGGUAGGCGGGAAUACUUGGGGUGCGCCAUUCGCAAACUCUGCUUUUCCUGGCUCCUCCACCUGGGGAAUUCCUGGGAGUGGUUGGGCUGAAAAUGUUUUUGCAGCCGGUGGUCAUCAUCGGCCGCAUACGUCUCGACCCGUCACCAUCCGUCUCCUGGUGAUUCAGGCUUGCAAGCAGCUCAACAUGACGAGCCAGCAGAAAGGCGCCGGCGGUUUCCACGACGUGAAUCAUGUUCUCCAGCAGGUAGAACAGCUGCGUCCUUCGGCGGAGCCUUCUAUCUCGUUGGGUGAAAUGCUAGAUAUCUGCGACACGGAGGGCAACCCUCAGAACGGCGGCGGAUCGUUCUCGAUCAGAGAAAACGAGAACGGUCGACAUGUCAAGUUCGAGCCGGAUACCAACAGCGCGGUUCCUGGUCAUAGGGGCAGCAUCGUGCCGGGUGAUAUCGGCAGCCCGAUUCCCGGGACGAGCAACUUGGCGCCAUUCGGUGGAUUUGGCGCUUCGUCGGUGUUCCGACAGUACUCCUCGCCUCCGACUGGGUUGUACGGCGGGACUUCGUAA